GAAACGUACCAAGAACACGUGCGUCAUCUCCAGCAGGUGCUGGGAAUCCAUGACGUCACCCUUAUACAACGGUUACUCUCUGUCACACGAAAUAUUCUACCUGCAGAUUGGAAGACAGUUUGGUUGUGGGGCUGAGAUGGAAAUGAGACGUUUGGCCGCUGGUCAAGAGUCCAUAGAGAAAAUGCAUGACGAUUUUUGUGCCAAUAUGCUGAACGAGGCCACUAUUAUUGCUAAGGAGGGCUUCCCCGAGCACAAACAGGAUCUGUUUAUGGAGCAAGCGGCCUUGUGUGGAAUGCUGGGAUACCGACAAUUCUUUACCUCUGAUUGGCUAGAAAAAAUCCUGAGUUGGCAGGACCAAAUAACCGGAUGUUACAAAGGGAAUCCAGUAAGGGAGACGGAUGUCGCCGUUACCGACCUGUCUCACCCUGUCCACGAACUGACCCGCCCAAGAGUCCGAGCGCCACACCUCGGAUAA
Molecule: messenger RNA, 475 nt
Organism: Mizuhopecten yessoensis (Yesso scallop)
Lineage: Eukaryota; Metazoa; Mollusca; Bivalvia; Pectinida; Pectinidae
Product: UPF0764 protein C16orf89 homolog
Exons: 4
Cellular component (GO): membrane; cytosol
Source: RefSeq, a predicted model, not a curated record